CGAAAAGAAAACAAGCACUUAAUCUUCAAUUAUUUCUUCGUUAUUGGCAUCCUAUAAUUGAUUCACGUUUUCUAAGUGUUUUACUCGAGGACAAAAACUUGGUGUUUUCGAAGUUCCAUCAUUUUUUCUUUUUCUUUACAUUGUCUUAUUUCUGGUGCUUCGCCUGCUCCUGAAAAUGAAGGUGGAGUCUGAUGCUAUGAAAAGCGCCUGCUCAGGGCUUCUCUCAUACAUUGAGAAGCGGAACAAGGACGAGCAAAGAAAACAGCUGUUCGACACCAACUCAGAGACAGUGAGACUCGACUUCUCUCUUGCAUCGAUUCCUCCCAAGGCGAUUCACAAACCAUACAGAAUCACGCUGCCGAAUCCAAUGUAAGUCGAAUUUACUUAAUUGAAUUCUCCAUUUGAAAUUAAAUCGGGCGUGGUCGAUGAUUUGUCACUGCCAAUAUUAUUUUCGCCUCUAGACGAUACUGUGCUAGAAAUCGAAAUGAAUCCUGCAUUAUAUAUAGUAACAAGUACUCACAACUAACUCUCUGACGCUGUUAGAUAAGACGGUCAGCCGUAAGAAAAUGUAGCUGUACUAGAACAACUGAGCAGCCAAGGAAUAACAAAGACAAACCCAUGAUAAUGAUAAAAGGUACGAGUCCUCAGAGGUUUGCGUUUUUGUCAGGGAUGAUCUCGACGACCGCAACAAGAAAUUCCACGAGACAAAGCGAAAGGAAUGGAAGAAUUUGGUCAAAUCGCAGAACAUCAAGGCGGUAAUAACUAGAGCACUUUCAUAACCUUUGUUAAAAACUACAAGAUCGAGGCCGCUGUAGCCAGAAGUCUUUGCUCGAUACUAUAAUUGUUAACUAGAAGAUCAUCACUUUUUUCAACUACACAACUCCAUUAUUUUGUUCAUGUCCGGGGUUUAUUAGGGUUCUACCUCCUCCUCUCACCUGCAGGUCCAGAAAGUGAUGCAAUUGCAGAAAGUUAAGAAGGAAUUCAAGCAUUUCGAGCAGAAGCGCGCGUUGUGCAACUCUUAUGACUUGUUUUUAUGCGACAAGACGAUUCUUGAGACGAUGCCACAGGUUCUAGGGAAGACUUUCUACAAAAGCCGCCACAAAGCGCCAGUUCCGGUGACGAUCACCAAGCAGAGACCAAGCGAAGAUAUCCUCAGCGUCCUCAAGAGCACGACCAUGACAGUACCAUCGGGUCCCUGCGUAGGAGUCCGCAUCGGCCGGUGCAGCAUGACACCAGAACAGCUCGCAGAAAACUGCUCAGCGGUACCUCUAACAGAAAAGCGAUGUAGGUCUAAGUUGUUAACCGGAAAUGGAAAUAAACCGACUGUUUCACGGGCUUCUUAUCAUUUUUUUGAGCCUUUAUCUAAGCAUCAGGCACAAUUUCUUGUUCUCAUUCGACGAUCAACAUCAUCUAACUUCUGCUAAUACAUACUACUUACUAGGUUUGCGAAAAAGCAGCAUCAAUAUUUGCGGAGAAGGGACUAGAGGUGAAGGCCGCACACAUAACGGCAACAGAUUGCAUUUCCUUGCCGGUCUACGCGCAGGAACUUGACGGCGACGCUAUAAUCGUGGAGACUUCUCUGAAAAAGGCAACGAAGCAGGAAAGCAAGAAGGAAAAGGUACAGUCUAUCGCUGACGACGCGACGACAGCUGGCAACGACAGCAACAGCGAGGAUCCUGAAAUGAAGGAGGCACAAGCGGGGAGGAAGGGUGCUGUCUCCCAGACUAAAAAAGCCGCAAGCGCGAAGUCGACAGACAAAAAGAAAGUUGUAGAGAAGUCUGAAAUGCCGCUUCUCAAAGGUCGUAAGAAGAAAGUAGCGGCGAAAGGAGUCAAGAAACAAAAAUAA
Molecule: messenger RNA, 1846 nt
Organism: Amoebophrya sp. A25
Lineage: Eukaryota; Dinophyceae; Syndiniales; Amoebophryaceae
Source: the annotation of a GenBank genome assembly